ACCCUAAUGAUGGACAGUACCUGAAUAUUUUAUUCUGAUGUUUGAUGCUUUAAGUUUUUUUCCGUAUAACAUAUCAGAUGCAUAAGGUUUUAUGUUUAAAGUGCUUUAUAUUAAAUGUACAAGGUUGAGUGUAAUAUUAAUUAGUGCAAUACCAGUGUGAUAAUAAAGUUGAGUGUAAUAUUAAUUCGUGCAAUACAAGUGUGAUAAUAAAGUUGAGUGCAAUAUUAAUAAUUCAAUCAUCAUUUACGUGAAAAGAGCAAUUAACUUUCGUUCCUUUCUCGUUCCUAGAAGAUUAGGAGGAACUUCAAGCUGUACAAGAUGCCUCGUCCUGUGUCGGCACAAACUAGAAAUGAACAGCUGAUGAAAGAAAAAGCUUCUAAGAAACUUAUGGUGGCAGAAGACCCGGUAGAAAAACUUAGACUAUUAUGCUUACAACGUGGAUCUCGAGGAAUUCUGGGAUUGGGAAGAGUGUUUAGGCGGAUGGAUGACAAUAACAGUGGAGACUUGAAUACGGAGGAAUUUGUGAAAGGUAUUCGAGAUACGGGACUUCAGAUAACAGACGAAGAUGCUGAGAAACUCUUCCAGCAAUUCGACAAGGAUGGAUCAGGAACAGUCCAUUACGAAGAAUUUCUAAGAGCAGUUAGGCCUAAAAUGUCGGCAAACCGAAUAGCUUUAGUUGAGAAAGCCUUCGAUAAAGCAGAUAAAACAGGAGACGGAAAACUGACUUAUGAAGAUCUGAGGGGUAUAUAUUCAGUGCAGAAUCAUCCUGAAUAUUUGAAUGGACAAGCGACAGAAAAACAACUACUGAACAGAUUUCUCAAAAAUUUCGAAGACGGUGGUGUAAUAGAUGGAGUGGUAAGUGAUAUUUAAAAUAAUAAUUUUAGAACUCA
Molecule: messenger RNA, 890 nt
Organism: Parasteatoda tepidariorum (common house spider)
Lineage: Eukaryota; Metazoa; Arthropoda; Arachnida; Araneae; Theridiidae
Product: calcyphosin-like protein
Molecular function (GO): calcium ion binding
Source: RefSeq, a predicted model, not a curated record